Myotis daubentonii (Daubenton's bat) is the source of this 857-nucleotide messenger RNA. RefSeq lists its product as uncharacterized. Lineage: Eukaryota; Metazoa; Chordata; Mammalia; Chiroptera; Vespertilionidae. The record is from RefSeq and is a predicted model, not a curated record. Gene Ontology annotation, molecular function: protein binding.
AUCCUCCGAGAACUGGACCUGUAUGACAACCAGAUCAAGAAGAUAGAGAAUCUGGACACACUGACAGAGCUGGAGAUUCUAGAUAUUUCUUUUAAUCUACUGAGAAACAUUGAAGGGGUUGACAAGUUGACAAAACUGAAAAAGCUCUUGUUGGUCAACAAUAAAAUCAAUAAAAUUGAGAACUUGAGCAACUUACGUCAACUGGAGAUGCUGGAGCUGGGAUCCAACCGCAUCCGGGCCAUUGAAAAUAUCGACAUGUUAACCAAUUUGGACAGUUUGUUUUUGGGGAAAAACAAGAUCACUAAACUUCAAAACCUGGAUGCACUCUCCAACCUGACAGUCCUCAGUAUACAGAGCAACAGGCUGACCAAGAUGGAGUGUCUUCAGAGCCUGGUAAACCUGAGGGAGCUGUACCUCAGCCACAACGGCAUCGAAGUGAUAGAAGGCCUGGAGAACAACAACAAACUCACGAUGCUGGACAUUGCGGCAAACAGAAUUAAAAAGAUUGAAAAUAUCAGCCAUCUAACAGAGCUGCUGGAAUUCUGGAUGAAUGACAAUCUCCUCGAGAGCUGGAGCGACCUGGACGAGCUGAAGGGAGCCAAGAACCUGGAGACAGUAUACUUGGAGGGGAACCCCCUGCAGAAGGACCCACAGUACCGACGGAAGGUGAUGUUGGCACUGCCUAGCGUGCGGCAGAUCGACGCCACCUUCGUCAGGUUCUGACCCUCCUCGCCCUCACUUGCUCUUUCUCUCCAAAAGAACUUCCUGGCCACAGUUUUUUAAUCCACCCGUUGCUCCUGAAAUCAUCACUAUCAACGGUCACAACCCAAUGGCAAUAAAAAGGCACUGCGUGAUCA